UCCAAGAAGAGCUCACCACCAUCUCCUCCGGCUCUUCUUCGGCUCUCCUGCUCCUCCUCCUCCUCCGCGCAGUUCGCCGGCCACCACCACCACCCACCGAGAGAAUGGCAGGCAACGGAGCCAUCGUCGAGAAGGACCCGCUCAACUGGGGCGCGGCGGCGGCCGAGCUCACCGGCAGCCACCUCGACGAGGUGAAGCGGAUGGUGGCGCAGUUCCGCGAGCCCGUGGUGAAGAUCGAGGGCGCCAGCCUCCGCGUCGGCCAGGUGGCGGCCGUGGCCCAGGCCAAGGACGCGUCGGGCAUCUCCGUGGAGCUCGACGAGGAGGCGCGGCCCCGCGUCAAGGCCAGCAGCGAGUGGAUCCUCAGCUGCCUCGCCGGCGGCGGCGACAUCUACGGCGUCACCACCGGCUUCGGCGGCACCUCCCACCGCCGCACCAAGGACGGGCCCGCCCUCCAGGUGGAGCUCCUCAGGCAUCUGAACGCUGGAAUCUUUGGCCCCGGCGCCGAUGGCCACUCGCUGCCGGCGGAGGUGUCCCGUGCGGCCAUGCUCGUGCGCAUCAACACCCUCCUCCAGGGCUACUCCGGCAUCCGCUUCGAGAUCCUCGAGGCCAUCACCAAGCUGCUCAACACCGGCGUCAGCCCCUGCCUCCCGCUCCGGGGCACCAUCACCGCCUCCGGCGACCUUGUGCCACUGUCCUACAUCGCCGGCCUCAUCACCGGACGCCCCAACGCGCAGGCCACCACUGUUGACGGGAAGAAGGUGGACGCCGCCGAGGCGUUCAAGGCCGCUGGCAUCGAGGGCGGCUUCUUCAAGCUCAACCCCAAGGAGGGGCUCGCCAUUGUCAACGGCACGUCCGUGGGCUCUGCGCUCGCGGCCACGGUGCUGUUCGACUGCAACGUCCUCGCUGUUCUCUCCGAGGUCCUGUCCGCCGUCUUCUGCGAGGUGAUGAACGGCAAGCCCGAGUUCACCGACCACCUCACCCACAAGCUCAAGCACCACCCGGGCUCCAUCGAGGCCGCGGCCAUCAUGGAGCACAUCCUGGCCGGCAGCGCCUUCAUGGGCCACGCCAAGAAGGUCAACGAGAUUGACACGCAGCUCAAGCCCAAGCAAGACAGGUACGCGCUCCGCACGUCGCCGCAGUGGCUCGGCCCCCAGAUCGAGGUCAUCCGGUCUGCCACCAAGUCCAUCGAGCGCGAGGUCAACUCCGUCAACGACAACCCCGUCAUCGACGUCCACCGUGGCAAGGCGCUCCAUGGCGGCAACUUCCAGGGCACGCCCAUCGGUGUGUCCAUGGACAACACCCGUCUCGCCAUCGCCAACAUUGGCAAGCUCAUGUUCGCGCAGUUCUCGGAGCUCGUCAACGAGUUCUACAACAACGGGCUGACCUCCAACCUGGCUGGCAGCCGCAACCCCAGCCUGGACUACGGCUUCAAGGGCACCGAGAUCGCCAUGGCUUCCUACUGCUCUGAGCUCCAGUACCUUGCCAACCCGGUGACCAACCAUGUCCAGAGUGCCGAGCAGCACAACCAGGACGUGAACUCUCUGGGGCUUGUCUCGGCCAGGAAGACCGCCGAGGCUGUGGACAUUCUCAAGCUCAUGUCCUCCACAUACAUGGUGGCGCUGUGCCAGGCCAUCGACCUCCGCCACCUGGAGGAGAACAUCAAGACCUCCGUGAAGAACUGCGUGACGCAGGUGUCGAAGAAGGUGCUGACCAUGAACCCCACCGGCGACCUCUCCAGCGCGCGCUUCAGCGAGAAGAGCCUCAUCACCGCCAUCGACCGCGAGGCCGUGUUCAGCUACGCCGACGACGCCUGCAGCGCCAACUACCCGCUGAUGCAGAAGCUGCGCGCCGUGCUGGUCGACCACGCCCUGACCGCCGGCGCCGGCGAGGCCGAGAGCGAGGCCACGGUGUUCUCCAAGAUCAACAAGUUCGAGGAGGAGCUGCGGUCGGCCCUGCCGCGGGAGAUCGAGGCCGCCCGCGUGGCCUUCGAGAACGGCACGGCGCCCAUCCCCAACCUGAUCAAGGAGAGCAGGUCGUUCCCGCUGUACCGCUUCGUCCGCGAGGAGCUCGGCUGCGUGUACCUCACCGGCGAGAAGCUGCUGUCCCCCGGCGAGGAGUGCACCAAGGUCUUCCUGGGCAUCAGCCAGAACAAGCUCAUCGACCCCAUGCUGGAGUGCCUCAAGGAGUGGAACGGCGAGCCCCUGCCCAUCAACGUCUGAAGCAUCGCCGGGGCCACCGUGGAGGAGAGGAGGAGGAGGCUUCCAGAGUACAUCCAAAAAUAAGACGCUUAAUUCGUUCGUGCAUGUUCUUCUUCUUCAAUUCCUGUCGCCUUUUGCCUUUCGUUGUUCGUGCGUUGGUGUUGAUCGACGUGUGGCGUUGUUGUUGAUUGUGUAGCUGCUCUGCCAUGGCGGCCCCGCAGCUUUACCUAAAGAUAUUGUCGUUGUAUUUUGGGGUGAAUCAUGCUAAUACUAUGUGGCUUCUUUUUUGCUUGUA
Triticum dicoccoides is the source of this 2493-nucleotide messenger RNA. RefSeq names its product phenylalanine ammonia-lyase. Gene Ontology annotation, biological process: L-phenylalanine catabolic process. Gene Ontology annotation, molecular function: ammonia-lyase activity. Gene Ontology annotation, cellular component: cytoplasm. The transcript is spliced from 2 exons. The record is from RefSeq and is a predicted model, not a curated record. The coding region runs from base 105 to 2219 and encodes 704 amino acids. Lineage: Eukaryota; Viridiplantae; Streptophyta; Magnoliopsida; Poales; Poaceae.